AGCAAUUCCAAAUAUAUUUACGUUGCAGUUUUUAUCGUCGCUUCUUUAUAGAACAAGAAUGCAUACACUUUGUUAAACGCGUUCAUGGCCUCGCGUGAAUCCCCCGUUGUUCUCGAAUCCGUCAAUUCACUCGCCGGUGCGCAUGCGCUUCCACCGCUGAAGAAGCGCAAGACAUGGCAUCCUCCUGCUAAGGAUCUGGGGGCUUCGUCGAUCGUCAUUCGGGCCCCCGCGACAUCACUAUCCGACGACCGCUACGUCCUCGACCCAAUCACCCUCCUCCCCCGUUCCAGGGUCCCAUUCUCCUGGCUCGACCCUUCAUCAUCUACAAUAUGGCCUGUUCCAUCGGGUAGUCUGUUUGUGGCGGACAUCCCCAUCCUCGAGAAUGAUUUGCGCGAACGAGUCGAGCCUAGCGUUCUCGCAGUGCGAUCAACGGCUGAUGGAGGUCUAUACGUUGUUGAGAGAGUGAAGAGGGGGAUAUAUGCGGUUUCGCGAUUAGGGCCUUGGGUUCAGGAGGUGGAUAUCUUUGUUGCGGUCAAGGGAUGGAGUGCUGCUGCUGUCGUUGAUGACCAGACGGUGCGAUGCGAGUCACCUGUCCGGGAUGGGGCCGUUGAGUGGUGGGAAGUGGCGCGGAUCGAAGAGCCUAUCGUGGAUGCGAAUGUGCUUCCUGAGAAGGGGGCAAACAUUGAUAUUUGCGUCGCAUUUUUCGACCAGGAGGAGGGGGAUAGUGUGUUGCCUGUGGAAUCCGUGGAGAGCCAAACUGCUUCGAUGGUCGCUCUCAAUCUCGAGAGGAGCUCGAGCACCGGUGCUCGUAUGCCGAGUAUCGCUAAAAAUGAUACCCAGGAGCAACUGGGCGCGAUGGUAUCCGCCGAUGUUGAUGACCUGCAAACACCACAAGAGCUACUAGAUGGCUUACGGGACCAGUAUCUGCAGGCUCUCUACAUCUCCAAGACAUCCCUGGCAUACUUUGCCAAAGGUCCACAGGCACGUUGUCGCAAUACGUUCCAAUCUACAGAAUCCGACUCUUCCAAGACGCCCGUUGACUUGGUCAACUUCUACCGAGAAGCUAUACUCCCCGCGAAGAAGAUGGAUUUGAAAUAUAAAGAGACGAUACCAGCUACAGUCCGCGACAUCAUGCUCAGUGUUUCUGACGACGAGACCCAGACUAAAAAGCGCAAAAGUCAAAAGAAGAAAAAGCUGGGGAAAAAUGGGCUUUAUCCUGACGAAGAGGAUUUCAUUCGGAAGUGGUGGAAGGAUAGGAGCUUGUCGGAGAAUAGUGUCGCGAUUGAGACCUCGCGAGAAGCAGAGAUGAAAAAGCACGUGGCUGAUUUACGACUGCGCGAAACUCAAUUGCAGAUACUUCUUAUACUGGAGACCAUGGCUCUGGAGUCGGCUCUGCCUGACGAUAAGAAGCAAGACAGUGCAAACGGCGACAAUCCACCUGACGAAACUGCAAAGAGGUCCAAGAGCAAGAAAUUGCAAGAUCUGAACGUGGUGCUUGAACUACAUCUUGAUCGGCUGUGCAUCUGGCAUGCCGUCAGCUUCGACGACUUGGCAAUCCCCGAGUCAAUUAAGGAUACGGAAAACAGCCACCUCUCUGGAAAAAAGGCUGAGAGUGACGCUGUGCGAGAUUUUUGUACAGAAGUUAUUGUCCCAUUCUAUGCGUCGCGCCUCCCGGACAAAUGCAAGCUGGUCACGCGAAAAUUCGGCGUCUCCAGCUCUACAACUCCUGCGAAACCCCAAGCAAAGAAAACACUACGGCGAGAAUCCGAGUCCGCUGCAAAACGGCAGCUGCAGCAUCUGAAACCCCGUCGCUCAUUGCAGCGUGUAUUAACCGACGAGAAAUCAGCCGCCUCUCAAGGACGGCACCCACUCCAGCGGUCCAAGACAGCACCAUCCAAACCAGACAGCAGACGGGAAUCCAUGGAACCGUUACUACCAAUGGCAAGCGCCAACGUCCGGGGCGGUAUACAAAAGGCCAAACGAGUGGAAAACCGCGAAGUGGACCUCAACGCACAAGCCAAACAGCACGAGACGAAGCUGAAAAAGGUUCAAUUGCUGGCAGACCAGAAGAAAGAACUGGACGCGGCGAUUCAUGCCUUACGACGACCCAAUCGAGAACUAGUCGCCAAAGAUAUUGCUGAAGAUGCGGAUAAGAGGACAACGCCUGGCGGCGGUGGCAGCUCGCGCAAACAGAAGAAUCCCGUCCGAAAUCCGUUAGGCCAAGGCGUGCAGGUCAUGGCUACGCCUAAGGGGAGUCGGAAGAGGGAUGCUAUUUUCAACUUACCACCUCCCCCGCUCCCUAUUAACAUGGUGCGGUCGUUCCCUGGACAUUCGAUUGAGCGCUCACCCCCACCCGACGAGAGUGACGCGCAAAUGGUCCCCGGCUCCACGGUCCGUCCGAGUUCGUUCUCGGGGACGUCUGGCAGAGACAUGGGCGUUAUUCAGGGAACUCCUACUCGCCGUCCGAAUAAACCAUUCGAAUCCCCUUGUUUGUCCAAAUCCAAGAGCGCGACUUAUACAUCUAACACCCUCUUCCGGGUCCCUAAUCGUCCUUCUUCAACUCAGCCAACAGAAAUGGCACCCUCGACACCCAUCUCAUCACGCCAUAUCCCUAUCGCUCAGCCACAAUUCAAUUAUUCCGUUACAGAAACGCCGCCUAGGAAACAGCAACAGCCCGCUGCACCCGUUCCAGACUCUCCUGCAGUUGCGUCUGAGCCUGCGGCAACUGCUGUUCUAAGUACACCGGUAAAGAAGAGUACUGCCCAGGAAACACCCGUUAAGAAGAAUUUCCUUGCUCCUGGCGAUUCGUCCGUGGUACCUGUUACACCAGAGAAAUCGAUAUAUGAGCAUUUGGGGUGGAAUGAUGAGGAUGAUAUUGGGUUUUAGUCUUUACACUUCAUGGAGUUCUGCGAUUAUGGUAUGCCACGGUUUUGGUUAACGGGAUGGGUAUUGUUACUAUUAUUAGCGGCUUGGGUUUUCAUCUCUGUAUGUAUGCUACUAUAAAACCCUAUUUUCUGAAGAAACUGUCACUUGGUCCUUCGAGCCCUGUCAUUCACAGUAUGGGAGGGUCACGUUUCCCCCUUCACUUAGAAGACUAUACAGUCUAACCUUCACCUAUUCCCCUCGGCACAGAAACAAGUCUUCUUCCAUCAGUUUUCCCACUAUGUCCAUCAUUAUCAUCUCAUCCUGGCUUCAGUAUCAAUACUUUCAAGUCCACAGUGUUAAAGCCGCUCUAUUAUACAUUCUGUCAAUAUUAUAUGAC
Aspergillus ruber CBS 135680 is the source of this 3262-nucleotide messenger RNA. RefSeq lists its product as uncharacterized. Gene Ontology annotation, biological process: DNA replication initiation. The record is from RefSeq and is a predicted model, not a curated record. Bases 85 to 2886 code for a protein of 933 amino acids. Lineage: Eukaryota; Fungi; Ascomycota; Eurotiomycetes; Eurotiales; Aspergillaceae. The transcript has 2 exons. Gene Ontology annotation, cellular component: DNA replication preinitiation complex.